AUGAACCCCACCGGAUUCGACAUCAAGGAAUUCAAGGCCGCGGCCUCGCCUAACUCGGUCUACGCCAAGCGAGACCCCUGGGCUCGAUAUGAGACCUGGCGCUACACCGGUCCCUUCAGCCGAUUCAACCGCUUCAAGCGAAUCUUCCCGGGUCUGGGCAUCGCGACCGUUGCGUUCGCCGGCUACUGCACGUACGAGCACUUCUUUCUGAAGCACGACGACCACCACGGCGAGGGCCACCACUAA
This is a messenger RNA of Aspergillus steynii IBT 23096, 246 nucleotides long. Its product is annotated as NADH dehydrogenase [ubiquinone] 1 beta subcomplex subunit 3. Gene Ontology annotation, biological process: electron transport chain; mitochondrial respiratory chain complex I assembly. Gene Ontology annotation, cellular component: mitochondrion. NCBI's taxonomy places the organism in Eukaryota, Fungi, Ascomycota, Eurotiomycetes, Eurotiales, Aspergillaceae. The transcript has 2 exons. Bases 1 to 246 code for a protein of 81 amino acids. The record is from RefSeq and is a predicted model, not a curated record.